Molecule: messenger RNA, 1228 nt
Organism: Trichogramma pretiosum
Lineage: Eukaryota; Metazoa; Arthropoda; Insecta; Hymenoptera; Trichogrammatidae
Product: probable palmitoyltransferase ZDHHC24
Exons: 1
Coding region: 155-1009 (284 amino acids)
Molecular function (GO): palmitoyltransferase activity
Source: RefSeq, a predicted model, not a curated record
UCAGUUCACGAAGUGUACACAAACCAAAUGUAUACAUCUUCUGCUCUGUAAACUUGUGCGUUGUCACGAGAUCCCUUGAAAAAUAUACAGUGCAGUUUAAUAUAAUUAUAUUAUAUAAUUUAAUAAUUAUAAUAAUUAGUCAUAAAUAGUAACAAUGCGUGUUAGAAAAAAGCUUUGGCCAAAAACCAUUGGGGACUUUAUGUCCAUGCUAUUCUUAUUAAUAAUUGUGCCAUUGAUUUAUUGGUUUGAACUGUGGAUUGUUCUACCAGAGCUUUACACACCUGGAACUUCAGCAUACUAUCUACAUUUCUGUUUUGGAACUUUUAUUAUGAUAAACAUUGUUGGAAAUAUCACUUUCACAUUUUUAUCUGAUACUAGUUCUGAAGGGGUAUUAAUUCCUUCUCCUGAGCAAAAUGCUGAAAAUGGAUGGAGAUUUUGUUCUGUAUGUGUUGAAGUUCAUCCACCCCGUUCUUGGCAUUGCAAUACUUGUAAAACCUGCAUUUUGAAAAGAGAUCAUCAUUGUAUUUUUACUGGAUGUUGCAUAGGACAUUUCAAUCAACGAUAUUUUUUGAUGUUUAUCCUCUACAUAUUUAUAGGAGCUUUGUAUUCAUUAAUUUAUAACAAUCAUUUCAUUUGGAACAGGAUAGAGUUUGAAUUUCCAAUAAGUAUUAUAAAAAUAAUGUUUCCUUUGGCAAUAUUUGUAUUUGGUUUUGAUGAUUCAAUAGAGCAUUUUUAUCUUAUGUUAUAUAUUGUAACUAUAGUUGGUAUGCUAUUUUCUGCAAAUCUUUGCAUUUAUCAUUUCAACUCUGUGUUAUUAGGUUGCACUGCUAAUGAAAAAAAUAAAGGUAUUUACAAGUAUAGUUUUAGUUACAUAGAUAAUAUUAAGGAAGUUUUUGGAGAAAGGUGGUACUUAACAUGGAUACUUCCUUAUGUACAUUCAAAACUACCUCACAAUGGUACUGAUUUUGAAGCGAAUCCAAAUGUAAUUAGCAAUCGUAAAAAUAGAUAAUGUGAAAAAUAAAUUUAAAGUAAAUUAGUACAUUUUUUUGUAAAUGUAUAAAAAACGAUAGUCAAUUUAUAAAAACUCAAUUAUGUAAUUAUAAGCUCAUAACUUAUUUUGUACAGUGAACAAAUCAUUUUAUAAAAAAAUUUGUUUGUUAAUAAAAUAUUUAUGACCAAUGUAUUUCUAAAAAUGUAAUACUAUGUAACUUGCACUGAUAGUUUUUUA